Molecule: messenger RNA, 1354 nt
Organism: Durio zibethinus
Lineage: Eukaryota; Viridiplantae; Streptophyta; Magnoliopsida; Malvales; Malvaceae
Source: RefSeq, a predicted model, not a curated record
UAUAAGUACAAAUGAAUUAUUAAAAGAACUCUUUGACAUCGUGACAAACCAUCGAUCGCAUCCGAUUGGAGCGAACUUCUUCACACGCAUCAAUGAAGUCGACACAAUAACGCAAAAAUUAAAACAAAAGCACAAAAAAAAUUACUAAAUAAAAAAAAAAAAGAAAAAAAAAAAAGAAAUAGUACUACGCAGCUGUGCGCAAGCUUCAAUUUCUCCUUUGAAUACAAGCUGAAUCAGAAUCUCACCAGCUCAUCAAUCCACCAUCUGAUUCUUGUCAUUGAAGAAGGAACUGUCUCUAAUUGUUAUGAAUUUAUAUGAUCAGUAGAAAUGUCUGAAAAUCACUAUUCGGUGAAUUCUGGAGCUGUUGAUAAUGGAUCAAUUUACCCUCGGUCUUCCACUAAUCAGGAAGCGGAAUCUAUUAAGUUGUCUCAUGUUGAUAGCAAAGAAGAUAUGUUUAUGGAUGCUUCUGAUGAGAUGAAUAAUGAUAAUAAGGAGACUGGAAUGCCAGCUAGACGUCAAAACGAUGUUGUUUUAGGAGAAAAACCGAAUGCCGUCACUGGAAAGUUUGAUGAAAUGGAUAAUGGUGCAUACAAUAAUGAAGAUGAUGAUAACAAUCACUUUGCCAAUGAAAUGGAACGGCUGCGUGCUUUGCUGGAGCAGGCAGUUGACGAAAAGGAGAAACUCGAAAUCAGAUACAAGUGUGUGCAGGAAGAGAUGGAGGUGCUUGACAAGGAGAUUAAUAUGAAGGAUAAAGAGAUUGAAGGGCUGAAUGCGAAGGUUAUGAGAUCAGUAGCAGAAGCAGAGAAGGAGGUUUAUGUACAGAAGAACCAGCAAUGUGAGAUUGCACUGGAGAGAAUUUUGGCUGCUCUUGGGUUAGUUGUUGAUCAAGGAGAUUUGUUCGGUGAUUCUGGUGGUGAAAAGAUUGACCUUGUUGAGAAAAAAACGUCAGCAUUAAUUGAGAAGUAUAACCAGUUUCUUUUUGAAGUUAACCAACUUAGGCAGUGUUUGGCAAAGGCUGAGUGCCAUUUUGGUGUGCAGGAGUUUAGGACUGUAUUUGUUGCUGCCCGUGAUGAGUUAUUUGAGUUGAGGAGAAAGGAAGAAGAGCUGGUUGAAAAAAUAGGUCUUCUGGAGGAUGAAAAUAGUAAAUUGCUUGAACAAGUUGAAAGUGAGAAAGCGACAGUGGAGAUGCUAAAUUCCGAGCUUGGAAAAACAAAGACAGAGGUUGAGCAGGAAAAGGUGAGGUGUGCUAAUACUAAGGAAAAGCUAAGUAUGGCUGUGACGAAAGGUAAGGCAUUGGUUCAGCAGUGCGACACCUUGAAGCAGUCUCUGGUUGGUUAAAACAAGUGAGCUUGAG